This is a messenger RNA of Arctia plantaginis, 429 nucleotides long. NCBI's taxonomy places the organism in Eukaryota, Metazoa, Arthropoda, Insecta, Lepidoptera, Erebidae. The record is from the annotation of a GenBank genome assembly.
AUGAAUACAAUUUCAAUCAUACAAGUAAAGUGUUCGCUAGGAUCUACCAACAUGAAACUGCUCAUCGUGCUCGCCCUUGUUGCUUUGGCGGUAGCUCAUCCCCAUGGUGAUCAUUACAACACGAAAUAUGAGAGCAUAGACGUUGACGUGAUUCUUGAAAGCGAUCGUUUAACUAAGGCAUACAUAAAUUGCUUCACAAACAAAGCCAAAUGUACUACCGAAGGAACUGAAAUUAAAAGUUAUAUCCCUGACGCGAUAAAUUCAUCCUGCGCUAAGUGUACAGAAAAACAAAAGAAGCUCACGGCAAAAUUCAUCAAGGGAAUUCAGUCUAAGUACGCAGACGACUACGCAGUCCUUUACAAGAUCCACGACCCUGAAGCCAAGAACGGUGAAGAGCUCAAAAAAUUCCUUAAUACAUACGGCGCUUAA